GUCAGGAUGAGGAGGCGGAGGUCGGCGGUCGGGUCCGUCUCUGCCCGCGGCUGUGGCGGCGCCGGCGGAUCCAGCCUUAGCGGUUUCUCUCUGGGCGGCGGCGGCGGCGGCUCGGUUGACGCCUCCUCCGCCAGCUGAGCCCGCGGGAGCCCAGGACGCCGCUUCCCCGCCCAUCCCCGCUCCCCGAGGCCGGCCGCCUGGUCAUGGCGCAGCCGGGCCCGGCUUCCCAGCCUGACGAUUGCUUACAGAUUUCAACGUAUAAAUGAACAGUGUGACUGCAUAAAAGAAGAACAUCCCUAGGAGGUGGUAUUACACCGUUUACAACUUCUGCUCAUGUGACUCAUGAAUCUCCUCUAUUAAACACCUGUAAUCAUGGGGAAAUCCAGCUAGGCCUUGGAACCAGGCAGUUUCUCUUCAGCAACGGGUAGCAGAAUUGGAAAAAAUUAAUGCAGAAUUUUUACGUGCACAACAGCAGCUUGAACAAGAAUUUAAUCAAAAGAGAGCAAAAUUUAAGGAGUUAUAUUUGGCUAAAGAGGAGGAUCUGAAGAGGCAAAAUGCAGUAUUACAAGCUGCACAAGAUGAUUUGGGACACCUUCGAACCCAGCUGUGGGAAGCUCAAGCAGAGAUGGAGAAUAUUAAGGCGAUUGCCACAGUCUCUGAGAACACCAAGCAAGAAGCUAUAGAUGAAGUGAAAAGACAGUGGAGAGAAGAAGUUGCUUCACUUCAGGCUGUUAUGAAAGAAACAGUUCGUGACUAUGAGCACCAGUUCCACCUUAGGCUGGAGCAGGAGCGAACACAGUGGGCACAGUAUAGAGAAUCCGCAGAGAGGGAAAUAGCUGAUUUAAGAAGAAGGCUGUCUGAAGGUCAAGAGGAGGAAAAUUUAGAAAAUGAAAUGAAAAAGGCCCAAGAGGAUGCUGAGAAACUUCGGUCCGUUGUGAUGCCAAUGGAAAAGGAAAUUGCAGCUUUGAAGGAUAAACUGACAGAGGCUGAAGACAAAAUUAAAGAGCUGGAGGCCUCAAAGGUUAAAGAACUGAAUCAUUAUCUGGAAGCUGAGAAAUCUUGUAGGACUGAUCUAGAGAUGUAUGUAGCUGUUUUGAAUACUCAGAAAUCUGUUCUACAGGAAGAUGCUGAGAAACUGCGGAAAGAAUUGCAUGAAGUUUGCCAUCUCUUGGAGCAAGAGCGACAACAACACAACCAGUUAAAACAUACGUGGCAGAAGGCCAAUGACCAGUUUCUGGAAUCUCAGCGUUUACUGAUGAGAGACAUGCAGCGAAUGGAGAUUGUGCUAACUUCAGAACAGCUCCGACAAGUUGAAGAACUGAAGAAGAAAGAUCAGGAGGAUGAUGAACAACAAAGACUCAAUAAGAGAAAGGAUCACAAAAAAGCAGAUGUUGAGGAAGAAAUAAAAAUACCAGUAGUGUGUGCUUUAACUCAAGAAGAAUCUUCAGCCCAGUUAUCAAAUGAAGAGAAAACACCAUUCAAAAUAAAAAUAACUGAUAGAUCAUCCUACCCAGAGGUAACAACUAAUAUUUUGGAGCAUUUAGACAGCACCCGUGGCUCAGUUCAUUCCUUAGAUGCAGGCUUGCUGUUGCCAUCUGGAGAUCCUUUCAGUAAAUCGGACAAUGACAUGUUUAAAGAUGGACUCAGGAGAGCACAGUCUACAGACAGCUUGGGAACCUCGGGCUCAUUGCAAUCCAAAGCUUUAGGCUAUAACUACAAAGCAAAAUCUGCUGGAAACCUGGACGAGUCAGAUUUUGGACCACUGGUAGGAGCAGAUUCAGUGUCUGAGAACUUUGAUACUGCAUCCCUUGGGUCACUCCAGAUGCCAAGUGGGUUUAUGUUAACCAAAGAUCAGGAAAGAGCAAUCAAGGCGAUGACACCAGAACAAGAAGAGACAGCGUCCCUCCUCUCCAGCGUUACCCAGGGCAUGGAGAGUGCCUAUGUGUCCCCUAGUGGUUAUCGUUUAGUUAGUGAAACAGAAUGGAAUCUCUUGCAGAAAGAGGUACAUAAUGCUGGAAAUAAACUUGGUAGACGUUGUGAUAUGUGUUCCAAUUACGAAAAACAGUUACAAGGAAUUCAGAUUCAGGAGGCUGAAACGAGAGACCAGGUGAAAAAACUACAGCUGAUGCUAAGGCAAGCUAAUGACCAGUUAGAGAAGACAAUGAAAGAUAAGCAGGAGCUGGAAGACUUCAUAAAGCAAAGCAGCGAAGAUUCGAGUCACCAGAUCUCUGCACUCGUCCUAAGAGCCCAGGCCUCCGAGAUCUUACUUGAAGAGUUACAGCAGGGGCUUUCCCAGGCAAAGAGGGAUGUUCAGGAACAGAUGGCGGUGCUGAUGCAGUCACGGGAACAGGUUUCAGAAGAGCUGGUGAGGUUACAGAAAGAUAAUGACAGUCUCCAGGGAAAGCACAGCCUGCAUGUGUCAUUACAGCAAGCAGAAGACUUCAUCCUCCCAGACACUACAGAGGCACUGCGGGAGUUGGUAUUAAAAUACCGUGAGGACAUCAUUAAUGUGCGGACAGCAGCAGACCACGUAGAAGAAAAGCUGAAGGCUGAGAUACUUUUCCUAAAAGAGCAGAUCCAAGCAGAACAGUGUUUAAAAGAAAAUCUUGAAGAAACUCUGCAACUAGAAAUAGAAAACUGCAAGGAGGAAAUAGCUUCUAUUUCUAGCCUAAAAGCUGAAUUAGAAAGAAUAAAAGUGGAAAAAGGACAGUUGGAGUCCACAUUAAGAGAGAAGUCUCAACAGCUUGAGAGUCUUCAGGAAAUAAAGAUCAGUUUGGAAGAGCAGUUAAAGAAAGAGACUGCUGCUAAGGCUACCGUUGAACAACUAAUGUUUGAAGAGAAGAAUAAAGCUCAGAGAUUACAGACAGAAUUAGAUGUCAGUGAGCAAGUCCAGAGGGAUUUUGUAAAGCUUUCACAGACCCUUCAGGUGCAGUUAGAGCGGAUCCGGCAAGCUGACUCCUUGGAGAGAAUCCGGGCAAUUCUGAAUGAUACUAAACUGACAGACAUUAACCAGCUUCCUGAGACAUGACACCCUCAUGGCAGGAUUCUAGCCUGCACUUUGGGUUUUUAACUCAUCUUUAGAGCAACAGUAAUUAUUAUUUAACUCUUAACUGAAGAAAGAGAAGUCACAACAAAAGGAAGACUGGAGAAAUGCUUACUUCUAGAGGGAGAAGACUGUGCGGCACAGGAAACAGCAAACAGUGGGGUGAUCUGCAGCCCAGAGACCUUCAAAUGCGAACACUAUAAACUCCAGGCUUGAUUCCAACAGGCGUGGGAUCAGAUUUGGUGAUGGAAAAAGCGCUGUUUCCUUGCCUGCUUUCUCCAAGACAGAUUUUCGGAACACAUUUCCCUACCCUAAAGCGACAUCCCAGUAGUGUUUGGAAUUUUCUGUUCAUAGAUAUUGGAAGAGAGAAUUUGCUUUAUCUGUUGUCUAGAGCUCAUCAGUAACAGUAUUCAGUUAGCAGACAGAAGUGUAGUAUGCUGUAUGAAUAUUUUAUAUUAAAAUAUGAAGGUUUGAGAGCAGGCCAUUGGCUACUGACUGUAUUUUGUUUUCCUUUUACCAUUUUAUCUUAUCUUGCUUUGGAGGACCUUAAAUGCUACUGAAACUUACCUGAGAACCAUAGGACUGUGGCAAACAAAACCAAUUCAUGAAGUGAAUUAAUGAUGAGGAUCUGAAAACUUGGCUGGGGCUAUAUAUACUGGAAGUUGAAGGUUAAAGGAAAAGCACAAGAAACUUUGGAAGCACUUUUUCUGCAUACUUAGAUGAUCUUCAUGGGCCCACAGGGUACCAGGAUAAAGCCGAACUGGUACCAUCUACUCUUUUGAAGUGUUUUAGUCUAGUUAUUGGAUCAGUGAAAAACAUUAGUAUACGUUUUUAAAUAGGCUAAUUUUUCAACUUGGAUCAUUAGGCUUACGUACUACUUGUUUCAAAUGUGUCAAAUACAAAAAUGGUAACUAGGUUGACAGAUACUUUGUAUUUUUCUUUUGAAUUCAGACCUGGAAUGUAAGUAAGUGACAAUGCUUAUGGAAAGCCAGUUAGUUAGAAUUGGAAAUCUGUCUUGUCAUUUUACAAGCAUUAGAUUCCUUUCCUGUGUGAAGAAAGCCUCAGUGAAACAGGUCUUUGCCAUAACUUUAUGAAGUGCUACAGAAAGCACAAAGAAUUGAUUCAUGUUCAUCAAUACCUGCUGAGAGUACUGUCCCAGGAAUAUCCAGUGGAUGGAUUCAUCAUCCAGGAGGUUCAAAAGUAAGAUGGUUUUCAAAUCAUUUUUGAGACUGGUUGCAUAACAGCAGGGUACCUGAAAGAGCCUUCUGGGAGUUAGUGAACUAGGUAGAUUGUUUUGUUCACAUAACGCCACCAUCAACUUAAAGUGAAUUGUCUUUGUUAUAAAUGAGGUCACUAUGGACUUACCCUAAAGAUCUUCUGUACUUCUGUCUUCCAUAGGACAAAUGAUAAGUACUACAUACCUCAUCUCUUGGGUUAUUAUUGUAGUCUUGCAUUCAUGGUUAUGAAUUUAAAAAUAAAUACCAAUUAUGGAAAUAGUACUAAAGGCUUGCCGCACAUGAAACAUUAUUUUAAUUGGUUUAAAGUCCCUUUAUAAAGAGUGCUACAUGGUUUAGAUAAAGGAAACAUAUAACUAUUGAGUUACAGGGGAUUUUAUUAAUUAUAAAAUGCAAUCAAUUUAAAUUACGUAGGUUUAAGACUAGUCCCUUGGAUAAGCCCCAAGCGAAUUUGUCUUCAGAUUAUUAAAAUUAGUGCUGUAAAUCAGGGUGGGCAAUUCACAGCCUUUCUGAACUGACUGAACUAGAGCUUGCAGUGAAGUGUUCUGCUGAGACUGAGCACCUUACAGAUAUUUUUCUCCAGAAGAUGGUGCUGGGUAAUAAAAUCAUCACAAUUAGGGAAUGGUUAGUGGUCUCUACUGUGGCAAAUGCCAACUGUUGGAAUUCACUUUAUUGUAGAAAAACCCAAACUGAGACUCUUAAGUUUUGUUUAGCAAUGUGUUUCUGGUAUGAAACAAACUACUGUGUCACUGUCCAGGUAGGAAACAAUUCUUUCAACUGGGUUUUCAGCAUAAAUGGGAACUGAUGUAGAAGGCAGGAUUUAGCCCUUCUAGGCAAAAGAAAAGCUCAGUUGGGUUUCACGAGUGUUCCUGUGCUUAUAUUCAGUCUGUGCCUACAUGUUCUCAUGCAUGUCUAACCUGAUUUACCUCUUACCUGUAACCUACCUUAUCAUGUGGCUUUUAAUUGACAGUCACUCAGCCAUUUCUAAGCAGAUAUAGUAGUACCUUUCAGAACUCACAUUGGCAAGUGUAAAAAGAUGACUUAAGGUGAAGUGAGGACAAAAUCACAUUCUGCAUACUAACCUAUUUUUUUCUCCCUUUAAGGUGCUAAACUUGCACCUCAUGUCCACUCAGUAACAAGUAUUGGGACGUAGAGCACAGCCUCACUCAGCUCUGAAAGGUAAUACAGCUUGUGAGGAAGUGAGCCAGCAGUGGCCUUUGCAAUUGUGGAUCUUGAGCUCUGCUCUCAGCAGAUUUCAGGUGUAACCAUUUGUUAACUGUACUGAAGGUGUGUCCUCAAGAAGAAAGUGUUCAAAUUAAAAAAGCUGCUGCCAAGUACACUGUGUGGUCUUCUCCUUUGAAUCCUAGGGUUCUAUCCCUCUUCAGAGUCAUGUUUCUGGUGCUGCUACUUUAAAACACAGCUCACAAGAAUAACUAACUUGCUCAAAUAUGGAGAAAACUCAAUAGGGUUCAGGGAGGUUCUGGCAGUGUGCAGUGUGAAAUAAUCCUGAGUCCUUGCUGAACACAACUGUAGGCUUGAGUUAUAAAGCACAUUCCAAAUUUUAAAUAAAAGCAUUUACUCAAUUAUUAUAAAACAACAUAUUUAAAAAGAUGAACCACACCAAAGGUCAUCAAAACACCUUUUUAUAAAUUAGAUAAUUCUACCUGUUUUACAAUAUGGGUUUAAGCCUUCAAUGGUGUUCAGUUCAGGUGUGAGUCAGCUCCUGGUGGUGUCAGAAGUUUACAUGAUUGCGGAUAUCAUUGAUUUGCUUCACCAUUUCCCUUAUAUGUUCACCCCUGUAAAAUUGUAAAGUCACUCACUUUUGGAAUUAUAAUAAACCAUUUAUAUGGAUUCUUAAGAAUUUAAA
Homo sapiens (human) is the source of this 6145-nucleotide messenger RNA. It is a transcript of the gene RABEP1, whose product is annotated as rabaptin, RAB GTPase binding effector protein 1. Gene Ontology annotation, cellular component: early endosome; endosome; recycling endosome. Gene Ontology annotation, molecular function: growth factor activity; GTPase activator activity. Lineage: Eukaryota; Metazoa; Chordata; Mammalia; Primates; Hominidae. The record is from RefSeq and is a predicted model, not a curated record. Gene Ontology annotation, biological process: regulation of postsynaptic neurotransmitter receptor internalization; Golgi to plasma membrane transport; endocytosis. Bases 626 to 3028 code for a protein of 800 amino acids. The transcript is spliced from 20 exons.